This is a messenger RNA of Cercospora beticola, 2353 nucleotides long. RefSeq lists its product as uncharacterized. NCBI's taxonomy places the organism in Eukaryota, Fungi, Ascomycota, Dothideomycetes, Mycosphaerellales, Mycosphaerellaceae. The record is from RefSeq and is a predicted model, not a curated record.
GCAUCUUGUUGCUCAAUUCACUGUAUCCUGUCAUAUUGCUUCAACCCUCCCACACGCAAGUCCUGCAGCUGUUUUCGUGCUUUUGUCGCGUCUGCACGAUUCUUCCAUCCGCCGGCAGCUUGCACGCCAGCGCCGAGAAAAACACGACCCGCGCCUCAACUCCAGAUUUGCGCGACCCGACCAGAGCCAGAGCCCCUCAAAACAUCUUCACUUCCCCGUCCGCGCGAACCACACCAGUUCCUUGCACACCUUGGGCCCUGGAAAUUGAGAUCCGUCGCUCACCACAACAACGACGACGCCGACAACACAAACAGCCGCCAUCACCUUCAUUAUCCCGCCACUCACUUGCCAUUCGCAACCCAAGCCUCGACUUCUCAUCUCGCCCGCACUCAUUGUCGCCGCUGCUAUUGCUUAUGCCGACGACGUAAGACCGUGCUUUUCUGCCCGCCAUGUCGACACCCAAUCGCUCUUCGGGCUCUUCCGUCUCCUCCAAUGGCUCGUCAUAUCAACUCAUCCUGGAUCACAUCCUCACAUAUCCGGGCAGCUAUGAGAUUCCUCUGAAGACAAUGUACAGCUUGAACUGCGCGCCCAAGAACGCGGCAAGCCCAAGCACCCCGACCAGCAAUGGCACGUCGCCAAACCUCUCACAAGGAUCCUUCACGCCAGAUACUCAGUCAACCGCGUCGCUCACUGAAAGCCUCAUGUCGCAGCUAUCACAGCUGAGCAACCAGCAGCAAACGCUGCCUCCCUCUUUCAUCACUGCCUUCGUCCAGAGGUGUUUUACUCCUCAGCUUCCCCAUGUGGAUUUCCCGCAGGCGCUCACUGGACUCGACUACCUCAAGGACCUGGAAACCCGCAGACGGCGAGAAGCCGCUUCUGCAAUGAGUCGUCUUGGCAUUGACCGCGAUGCACUGGACCGAGACGUGGCAUCGAUCUCGCCCCGCAACCUACAGUGGGUCAGAUCUCUCGAGGACAAGGAGAAGAAGAUUGACACCCUUUACACGCAAGUCUGGAUUGGCCUUCGUCGAUGGAUCUUGAUCAAUGAACUGUCGCUGCAACCCUUCCACAAGCACAACUGUGUGGCGAUGCUGAACACCCUCUACCCCCCAGCUGGCAUUACCGAGCAAGCACAACCAACGACGCUCUUGACGCCUGCUGUAGUCAAGUCCCAACGAGAUGGUUUCUUCAAAUAUGUGCAAGCCGUUGAGAAGAGCGGCCCUCGCAUCCUCACCAACCUGAUGCAACAAGGCAAAGCAACUCACGACAACAACGGCUGGGAAGCUGUUGUCCGCAACCUCAGCGUGUACCUUCAGGUAGCCAACAGCAUGAUCAACGAGUGCAUCCAUGUUGGCGUCAAGGUCGCCUCUAACGUGCCCCGCACUCCAACAAAGCACGUUAGGAAAGCAGAUUCCAGCGCGAGCUUCGACAGCAUCCCCGAAACUGAGCAACGUGGCCGUAAGAAGGCCGACUCUGGCGUCAGCUUCGGCAGUGCUGCGAGCACGGAAAACCUGCGCAGACGACUCGACUCGACCACAAGUAUCGGCGCUACUUCCGUCGCGGAGUCAAGUAUCACGGGACGAGACUCGAAUGCAACUCCUCCCUCACCCUCACACUCUGUACGACCGAAGACACCUUCGGGCGGCAACCGACGAGGAACCGGCAUGGAGCGACUGGCGCGCGGACUCAAAUCCAUUGGCCGCAGCAGGACCGAGGCGACCGAGAUGAUCGCGGAUUACGAGAUACCCGCCGCCGCUCCUGCACAAGACAGGCCUCUUCUGAGAAAGAUGCGCAGCCUGGGCGCACUCAGUGAGCGCAAGACAUCUGGCCUUGGCAGCCGCCAACUUUCAGAGACUCCCGCCUUCGACGUCGACGCCAUGCGCCGGGAACGAGCAUUGAUUGAAGCUCGAAUGGCCCAAGGCAAGACCGGCAAGCUUGGAGGCAAUGAAAUAUAACGGCACGCUCUCACCUUCACUUCUACAUGGCUCGCCACCUUGUAUUGUUCGACCCAUUUUUCCUUUGACGACACUGUAACGAUAACACGAUGAGCAUGCAUUACACAGAGCCGGUCAGCUCUGGAUUUCCUUUUCCGCAAAGUUCAACGCAUAGCAUACGGAGCAGUGGUACUGCUUGGAGUUGAGACCCUUCCUUUUGUUUGGGGUUGGGUGGAGCAUUGGUCUCAAAGAGACCGGAUUUCAAAAUUAAGAAGAAGAACUGCAACGGCAGAAGAAGUGUCCUCGCGGACCAAAAAGAACAGGCAAAAGCGGGAAAACGGAAAAAAGGUUUACCGAUUGAUCACAGGAUGAUGAUCCAGCAUUGGGAAACAGUUGGAGCGCUCAUGAACACUUGACGCGAG